AGCCCAGACAAGACCAUCUACCGAAAACUGGACAAAUCUUUGCACUUUAACGUGUAUGUGACCCUUACAGUAAGAAGGAUACAAAUGUCCUAUCCAAACCCCCCACUAAUGCUCCAUUUUCUUCACUAAUUGCAUCUCUAUUUAAGAGAAAAAAAAACCACAUCAGAGGACAAAGAUUCAAAAUCUCUUUCACUUUAUUAUUAUUAUUAUUAUUAUUACUAUUUUUUUGGGGAAAAGACGAUGAAGAAUCGAAAUCCUGUGAUGGAGAGGCCAUGGUUUCUGGUUAUGAGUCUGGCUUGUUUGGUUGCGGCGGGGCUGUUGAUAGCCAGUUUUAUCCGAGGCGGAGAUAAGUUACAGCUGUGCUCGCUUCCAAACACCAAAACUCAAAUCUCGAACGACUACGUGCCGACGGCUAUGCAACUCCAAGCGAUCCUCCACUACGCCACGUCGAAGGUCGUGCCGCAACAAUCAGUGGGCGAGAUCAAGGUCUCGUUCAACGUCCUCAAGAACCUCGCCCCUUGCAACUUCCUCGUCUUUGGCCUCGGACACGACUCGUUCAUGUGGGCCUCGUUCAAUCCGCGUGGCACCACGCUAUUCCUCGAGGAGGACCCGAAGUGGGUCCAGACCGUGCUCAAGAACGCUCCACAACUCCGGGCAUUCACGGUCAACUACCGAACGCAUCUCCGGGAAGCAGACCGCCUCCUCUCCUCGUACCGCUCCGAAAGUCUCUGUUCGCCGUCGACGGCGGUGCUACGUGGCAACACGGGGUGCAGAUUAGCGCUGCAUAAUCUUCCCAAGGAGGUGUACGAUAAGGAAUGGGACCUGAUCAUGAUCGACGCGCCGCGGGGCUAUUUUCCAGAAGCUCCGGGUCGGAUGGCGGCGAUCUACUCGGCGGCAGUGAUGGCGAGGAACAGGAAAGGAUCGGGUGUGACGCACGUGUUCCUGCACGACGUUGAUCGGAAGGUGGAGAAGACGUUUGCCGAGGAGUUUCUUUGCCGGAAGUACUUGGUCAAGGCGGUGGGAAGGCUAUGGCACUUUGAGAUUCCUUCCGCUGCUAACGUAAGCCUGUCUGGUCAAAGUGGCGCUAGUUUCUGCUAAUAUGCGCCCCUGGAUAUGCUACGCCCCCCACCCUUCCCAAAUAAUAGAGAAUAUGAUAGUGAGAGUGAGAAUUGACAUUGAAUCACUGUUUUUUUGUUUUGUUUUUGGAAUUUUUCAAAUGGAGGAGAGUGGGUGAUACUACGCACCUCUUCUGAAUUAGGGCGUAUCUUUUCUAAGAUGCGCAUGGGGCGUAAGUGGCGAGCAGAAUGAUGAUAUUAGUGAAGCUGUAAUUUUGGGGUGCGAAAAAGGAAGUUAAUUUUGAAAAUAGAUAUUGAUAUGAACACAGUUUUUUUCUAA
Molecule: messenger RNA, 1395 nt
Organism: Ziziphus jujuba (common jujube)
Lineage: Eukaryota; Viridiplantae; Streptophyta; Magnoliopsida; Rosales; Rhamnaceae
Product: arabinogalactan O-methyltransferase 2
Exons: 1
Coding region: 241-1098 (285 amino acids)
Biological process (GO): xylan biosynthetic process
Source: RefSeq, a predicted model, not a curated record